UCAGUUGAUUAAAGACGUGUAAAUAAAAAGAAUUGCUUUAAAUUGGUGAAGUGAUGAAAAUUAACUUAAUAUUACUUGCUAUUCUUUGUCAAUUUGCUAGUUGUACCAAUAUGAAUUCCGUGCCAUUUAUCCAUCAAUCAUGCCGAAAUAGUGUUUAUCCAAAGAGUAAUAUCAAUCGAUUCACUGUGCCAGAUCGUUUCGUUCGCUGGAGUGUUGAAUACCCUGAAUACACGCCAAUAUUCUAUGAGUCACCGAAAAUUCAUGGCAAACCUUAUGCUGAUCCAGCUAUCGAUGCUAUAAACUUCCACCCAAAAUGGAAUUCGAUUGAUGGAGAUGUUGAUCGCACUUCGUUCCAUGGUGAAUAUGAAAUUCGUAACAAAUACCCAUUGAAUGUGGCUGGCCGGACUGGAAUUAUCGGAAGAGGAUUGCUAGGGCGUUGGGGUGUAUCACAUGCAGCCGAUUGUAUUGUUACUAGGUGGAAACGAAAUGAUAAUGGAACAAUCGUGAAAGACACAUCGACAAAAAUGAACAUCUUGCAAUUGGUGGCGAUUCAGCAUCGAGACAGUUCAGUGUGGGCUUUUCCAGGCGGUUUCGUCGAUAAGAACGAAAAAGCCAUCGAUGCUGUGAAGAGAGAAUUUGUUGAAGAAGCAUUGAAUUCCAAAAAAGUGCCAGAAGUAGAUGCAUUUUUCAGUCAAAAUAGAACGAAAAUCUACACUGGUUACGUGGACGAUUCAAGAAACACAGAUAACGCUUGGAUUGAAACGACGGCAUAUAAUUUCCAUGAUUAUUCUGGUGAAAUAUUCAAAAACGUUCUGCUCGAGGCAGGAGAUGAUGCUGCAAAUGUUAAAUGGCUGGAUUUAGAUCGAUCGGUGGAUUUACAUGCCAGUCACAAGUAUAUUGUGAGUGAAGUUACCAAGCAUUUGGAUGCCCAUUGGUGAAAUUGACACACGAGAAAAAAAACAUUGCUAUGUAUAUCUACCAUAUGUAUUUUGUAACGCCAUAAUUUACUUUGUUAUGUGUGGAACUUCUUGAAAAAUGCGAUUCUCAUGUUAUAUUUUUUGAAAUACAAAUAAAUUAUUUUCUAA
Molecule: messenger RNA, 1085 nt
Organism: Sitodiplosis mosellana (orange wheat blossom midge)
Lineage: Eukaryota; Metazoa; Arthropoda; Insecta; Diptera; Cecidomyiidae
Product: ADP-ribose pyrophosphatase, mitochondrial-like
Exons: 4
Coding region: 54-938 (294 amino acids)
Molecular function (GO): ADP-ribose diphosphatase activity
Source: RefSeq, a predicted model, not a curated record